Molecule: messenger RNA, 723 nt
Organism: Chlorocebus sabaeus (green monkey)
Lineage: Eukaryota; Metazoa; Chordata; Mammalia; Primates; Cercopithecidae
Source: RefSeq, a predicted model, not a curated record
AUGGCCCCUCGCGGGAGAUGCCCGCCGCCAGCGAGGGAGGAGGGUGGGCGCAAGGAACCGCGGGAGCGAAGCGGCAAAGGCGCGCCAGGCGCGGCGCGGGAGUGAGGGCGCGCCAAGUGGGCUUACGCGACCAAAACCCCCAAGCGGGCUGAGGCCCUGACGCCACAGGGACUAGCGGCCAUGCCCUGCGCGAAGCGUCACGCCAUCUGCUCUUCCGGCGACCUGCUGGACGACGUGAGCGCGGCAGCCUCCACCUUCCCGUGCAGGUCGGUGGAGCCGGGGUACCGCAUGCCCGACCCGCGCACCUGGACGCAGUCGCUCGAGCUGCCCGCCGAGAGCCCAGAACCCCGGCUCCUCGGCGUACUCAAGGCAGCGGAGGCCGGCCCGGGCGUCCGCGCCCUGCGGCUGCGCUACACCCGCAUGCGGGCCGAGGAGAUCGCGCUGCAUCAGCGGCAGAAGUCCGCGCGCGCCGCCAUCCGGCUGGAGCUGUUCCUGCCGCCGCAGCUGAAGCCCACGCGGAUCCCGGACCCCCUGGACCGCCAAGAGGUGCCGACAAGCCCCGGUAACGGAAGGAGAGGGCCCCGCCACGCCUCCGCACUCGCCUGGCCCCAACCUCUCUCCCGGCAGCGGGUAGCGUGGGACCAUCCUGGAGAACGUGGAUGGCAGCAUCUUCCCUCGGUGACGGCGACCCAGAGUGUGCGACGCGCCCCAGCCUCCACAUAG